ACGACUCGCCCUGAGGUUCUCAACACAGGUCGGUCUUGGUCCUCUUGCAUUCCACUUGCCUUUGGUUCAGUUUGAGCUGCAGUUGCCAUAAUGAGACUGGGCGUGCUUCUACUGCUUUCAGUGCUUUGGACGGCACAAGGAUUACCUGCACAUAAAGGUCGCGUCGGAGGACCAGGCGGUCCCCCAGGUUGCGCCAGAGGACCAGGCGGUCCCCCCGGUUGCGCCAGUCCAGCUUUCCAACCAGUGGUAUUUGUACCCGCCUACCUGGCUUCACCAUGCGGCCAUGGAGGUGGUGGAGGCGAUGAGGGAGAUGGUGGUGAUGGAGGGGACCAAGGAGAUGGUGGUGGAAGUGGAAGUGGUACCGGAAGUGGAGGAAGCAGAAGUGGCACCGCAAAUGGAAGUGGAAGCGACAGCGGAAGUGGAAAUGACAGCGGCAGUGAAAGUGGAAGCGGAAGUGGAAUCGGAAGUGGAAGCGAUAGCGGAAGUGGAAGUGGUAGCAGCAGCGAAAUUGGAAGCGGAAAUGGAAGCGACAGCGGAAGUGGAAGUGACAGCGGCAGUGGAAGUGGAAUCGGAAGUGGAAGCGACAUCGGAAGUGGAAGUGGUAGCAGCAGCGAAAUUGGAAGUGGAAGUGGAGUCUCGCCCUAGAAAGGCAACACGGCCACCAAGACGUCCAGGCGACAACUCGGGGAAGCCUCAAGGGCCGGCCUCGGGAGGAUGCCCUCUCGCCCGAACUAACCAUUAGAAAUUUCAUACUGGAAGUCUAUGAUUGCCACUGUCUUUAAAUAGAGGUCAAACCUGGGACUGUUUACAUCCUGAUUCCAUUUUUCUCGGUAUUUGCUUGAAUGUAAUAAGAUAAUGAAGAGCAA
Penaeus chinensis is the source of this 866-nucleotide messenger RNA. Its product is annotated as cell wall protein IFF6-like. Bases 91 to 645 code for a protein of 184 amino acids. NCBI's taxonomy places the organism in Eukaryota, Metazoa, Arthropoda, Malacostraca, Decapoda, Penaeidae. The transcript has 3 exons. The record is from RefSeq and is a predicted model, not a curated record.